AUGUCGACGGCUUCAGCUUCUUUAAAGCCCAUCGUCUUUUAUGACAUUGCCGCGCGUCCUCCGGUGGAGAAAAAUUGCUUCUCGCCAAACCCUUGGAAAAGUCGCUUCGCGCUUAACUUUAAGGGUGUCCCUUACUCCACGUCAUGGGUAGCCCUGCCAGAUAUCGCCAAAGUCCGCGAGAGCCUCAAAGUACCAGCGUGUCGCAAAUUCGCCGACGGAAAGGACUUUUACACCCUACCUAUAAUUGAAGAUCCUACCACUGGUUCUUUGGUCGGUGACUCUUUCGAUAUUGCGCUUUACCUGCAGAAAACAUACCCGAACUCUGGUGGUAACCUCUUCCCACCUCAGACACUUGAUUUCGAUUUCAAGCACCCUUACAUCCUUGUGCCGCUUUCUGAGUGCCGCGACAGUGAAUUCCCAGAAUAUGCCAAGUUCAACAUGAACAUCGAUGCGGCCUUCACAGCGCAUACCCAACUUGCCGUGCAGGGAAUGCCAUUUGAUCCAGCUACCGAGGAGCUGAGCAAGGCUGAGUUUGUCCGGCGUGCGGGGGUCAAACAGUGGGACGACUUUGCCCUGGAUGGCGAGGCGCGAGGGAAGCUGAUGGAGUCUUUUCAAGAAACGCUUGGCGGUCUGGCAAAACUAUUUUCCAGAGAUGGGAGUGGACCCUUCUUGCUUGGUGCAACGGUUAGCUAUGCAGACAUGAUGGUUGGUGCGUGGUUGAGGAUGAUGUACGCCACUAUGCCUGAGGACGAAUGGAAGCAGGUCACUACUUGGCACGAUGGUAUCUUUGGCCAUUUGCACGAUGCGUUGAAUGCGUAUGCAAAUGUCAAGUAG
Fusarium sp. VM40 is the source of this 834-nucleotide messenger RNA. Lineage: Eukaryota; Fungi; Ascomycota; Sordariomycetes; Hypocreales; Nectriaceae. The record is from the annotation of a GenBank genome assembly.